AUGGCAAGCAACAUUCUUCUACUAACUUUGCUGGUUGUUACUUGCACUACCUUAUAUGCCUUUGAGCCUAGCCCUUUGCAGGAUUUCUGUGUUGCUGAUCCUUCUAGUUCAGCAAGAGUUAAUGGCCUUGCCUGCAUGGACUCUAAGCUUGUUCAAGCUAAUCAUUUCUCCUUCAGUGGCCUCCAUCUUGUUGGCAACACCUCGAACCCCCUCGGCUCUAAGGUGACACCCGUUACAGUGGCACAAUUACCUGGCCUCAACACCCUUGGCAUCGCUUUGGCACGCUUAGACUAUGCACCAUGGGGUCUUAUUCCUCCUCACAUGCACCCUCGUGCCACCGAGGUGCUGACAGUAUUGGAAGGCAGCCUUGAGGUUGGUUUUGUGGCCUCCAAUCCAGAAAACCGGUUCAUCUCAAAAGUCCUUCAAAAGGGUGAUGUGUUUGUCUUCCCAGUAGGACUUCCUCACUUCCAAAGAAAUGUGGGAUACGGAAAUGCUGUUUCACUCUCUGCUUUGAGCAGCCAGAACCCCGGUAUCAUCACUGUCGCCAAUUCUGUGUUUGGAUCAAAUCCAUCCAUCUCUGGUGAUGUUCUUGCAAAGGCUUUCCAGGUGGACAAGACAGUCAUUGAUCAACUUCAAUCAAAAUUCUAA
Molecule: messenger RNA, 648 nt
Organism: Cornus florida
Lineage: Eukaryota; Viridiplantae; Streptophyta; Magnoliopsida; Cornales; Cornaceae
Product: putative germin-like protein 2-1
Exons: 2
Coding region: 1-648 (215 amino acids)
Cellular component (GO): cell wall
Molecular function (GO): manganese ion binding
Source: RefSeq, a predicted model, not a curated record